AUGGCGAAAAAAAAUCUUUUUCAUGUGACUGUUUUCAUUUUUCUAAUAAAUUUGUGCACACCAGCAUUGCGUCUUGAACCUUUUUUUCUUGGAGACAUUGUCUUUAAUCAAGGAUUCGAAGUGUCACUUUUCAAUAUUAAAGCUUACGGUGCUUCCAACCUUAAGAUUGAGAAAAUUCGGAUAAACACUGAGUCGUUCAAGAUUGAAUUAGUUGCCUUCAUGCCGAAAAUUACAACUGAAUCAACUUACGCUAUCAGCUGGAAGAUAUCAUUGCUUGAUAUUAAAGGACAGGGAAAUGCUUACGCUAUUUUGGAAAAUGUGAAAAGUAUUCUAAAACUCACUGGCAGUAAUUAUCAACGACAAGGUGCAACUUAUUUGAAAAUCGACAAAGUUCAAUUAAAAAUUCAACCCCAAUCCACAAAACUAAGGUUCGAUAAUUUGUUUAAUGGAAAUAAAGCUUUGGAAGAUGUUGGCAAUGAAGUCAUCAAUCAAAAUGUUCAUCUUCUUUCGGCAAAUAUGUUGCCUCUUGUUGAACAAGCUAUUGGUGCCAGAAUCUUUAAAGUUGCUAAUCAAGUUUUUGAAAAAGCUCCACGAUCUGAAUUUUUUCCUUAA
Messenger RNA from Clunio marinus, 612 nucleotides. The record is from the annotation of a GenBank genome assembly. Lineage: Eukaryota; Metazoa; Arthropoda; Insecta; Diptera; Chironomidae.